GUUUUUUUUUUUUUUUUUCCACUCUCUCAGAGUCUCAACGCAACAAAGGCACAGCUCACACAAACACACCCUAUCAACCAAAACAGCUCCAAACAAGAAGAAGCAGCUCAAAACGACGCCGCUGAGUGUCUACUCCGAUCAUGGCUUUCUCGUCCCGCCUUUUGUCCAAAUCCAAACAGAUACAGUUUUGUGGUAGCCAAAUCACCUUUCAACAAACACAUGCUAUUCCAGCCCGUUGCUUUGCCAAACAAGCUGAUCGCCCUGUUCUAAAGGGAGAUGAAAUGUUGAAGGGCAUCUUUCUUGAGGUUAAGAAUAAAUUUGAGGCAGCCAUGGGGAUACUUCGCAAGGAGAAAAUCACUAUUGACCCGGAAGAUCCAGCUGCUGUUGCUCAGUAUGCCAAGGUCAUGAAGACAGUAAGAGAAAAGGCUGACUUGUUCUCAGAAUCCCAAAGGAUUCAGUUCACCAUACAAUCACGAACUCAAGAUAUUCCUGAUGCACGAUCAUAUCUGUUGACAUUGAAGGAAAUACGAAUUAAGAGGGGUCUCACAGAUGAACUUGGUGCAGAGGCAAUGAUGUUUGAUGCACUGGAAAAAGUUGAAAAAGAACUCAAAAAGCCCCUUAUGAGGAAUGACAAGAAAGGAAUGGCUGUUCUUAUGGCUGAGUUUGAUAAAAUCAAUAAGAAGCUUGGAAUUCGAAAGGAAGAUUUGCCCAAGUAUGAAGAACAGCUAGAACUCAAAAUUGCCAAAGCACAGCUAGAGGAAUUGAAGAAGGAUACUCUUGAAGCAAUGGAAACUCAAAAGAAGCGGGAGGAAUUCAAGGAUGAGCAAAUGGUUGAUCCGAAGUCGUUGGAUAUCCGAAACUUUAUCUAAGAUUGAGAUUUGCCUUGUACUUGUUUGUUUGGGGUUAAAUAAUUGUUUGGGCAGAGUGAAAACCCUCAAUUUUUGUUUGGGAAAUGGACAUUGGAGAGUGAAUCUCCAUUUUUCUUUGUAACUCUUGUAUACUUGGAUAUGGAUAUCUGGUCAAUGAAUUCAAAAUAAGUUUGUGUAGUUA
Molecule: messenger RNA, 1050 nt
Organism: Quercus lobata
Lineage: Eukaryota; Viridiplantae; Streptophyta; Magnoliopsida; Fagales; Fagaceae
Gene: MGP1
Product: MALE GAMETOPHYTE DEFECTIVE 1
Exons: 7
Coding region: 141-869 (242 amino acids)
Biological process (GO): pollen development
Source: RefSeq, a predicted model, not a curated record